AUGACAUAUGGCUAUGAGUUCUCGCCCGCACGGGAACAAUCCGAGAAUGCAGCGGUGCUGGAGCAUAGCAUCAGGUUUAAAGUAUUAGAGGAAGUUCAACUCUUGGAUGUGGUGGAGCACAUCCUCGCGAACGCUGCGGCCGCUGCUCCUCCUCCUCCUCCUGCCCCUUUCGCCGGAAAAGAUAAAGAAGAACCUGUCGCCGCCGCCGCAAUAGAAUUCGGGCGAGCCCGCGCUCUGGAGUUGCUUCAGCUGGGGGCCGUGUACGUGGGUGUACCGCAGAAGGGUCUCGACUUCAUCAACUGGAUGCGCUCACUGGAGCUGCCCGUGGCCCCCACAGCGGCUGUCGUACCACGUGGUCACUACGUACGAGUACACCCCCGACCCAAACGAUACCCAGCCUGCUACUGCGCCGACUGGCCCCGUCGUGUUCUCCACUGCGACUCGGACUACGUGGUGGUCAACAAGCCCGCCGGACUGCCCUGCAUGCGGCACGAGAGCAACGCCCUGGAGGAGCUCGCCAGCUGUGUGGGGAGAGCGCUGGGGAUGGAGGGACUGGAGGUGUGCCAUCGAUUGGACCAAUGGACGACAGGCGUUGUCGUACUUUCCCGUACGAAAGAGGCCAAUAAGGCAUUCAAACGUUCCCUCCAAGACCGCGAGGCGGGACUGAUCAAGACGUACAAGGGAUUGACGUACAGUCCCGUGCCAUUAGGCACGCUUGAGCACUACAUGUACGACGGUCCAUUUAAUGAGGGGGCACCGGUGCUGGGCGGCGGCAACUUGCGGCCCCGGGGCCCCCGGUUGUUGAGCCGUACAGCACAUGCACGAUGGCGGUUAUGUCGGUUGGAUGUACGGGAGUGCCGGGAGCACACUGGGGCGAUGGCUUGGUACCAACAGCAUUUUGGCGGGAGAGGGCAGGAUGCCGUGCACGGCACUGCCGUACGGCAACACCAGGAGCAGCAUAUGGGGGGGAGCAGCAACCGCAAUUUCCACCUGCAAGACAGCGAAGGCGACCUCCGAGACCACAACCACCAUAACGGUAACCGACAACAGACAUAUGUCCAUGAGCCCCAGCAACAACAGCACCAGCGGAGGGAUGAAGAGGAGCAACUGAUACCAUCUGGGUCGCAAAAAGAGGCGCCCCCGCCGCGGCGGCUGUACGAGAGCACAAUCGACCUGCACACGGGGCGCACACAUCAGAUUCGCGCCCAGCUGGCAUCGAUCGGGCGUCCUCUGGUGGGCGACGUCAUGUACGCGCCCAUUGCG
Molecule: messenger RNA, 1263 nt
Organism: Volvox carteri f. nagariensis
Lineage: Eukaryota; Viridiplantae; Chlorophyta; Chlorophyceae; Chlamydomonadales; Volvocaceae
Exons: 7
Biological process (GO): pseudouridine synthesis
Molecular function (GO): RNA binding; pseudouridine synthase activity
Source: RefSeq, a predicted model, not a curated record